Melozone crissalis (California towhee) is the source of this 1107-nucleotide messenger RNA. Its product is annotated as olfactory receptor 14C36-like. Gene Ontology annotation, molecular function: olfactory receptor activity; G protein-coupled receptor activity. Gene Ontology annotation, biological process: G protein-coupled receptor signaling pathway. The record is from RefSeq and is a predicted model, not a curated record. Lineage: Eukaryota; Metazoa; Chordata; Aves; Passeriformes; Passerellidae. Gene Ontology annotation, cellular component: membrane. The transcript is spliced from 4 exons. The coding region runs from base 1 to 1107 and encodes 368 amino acids.
AUGUCCAACAGCAGCUCCAUCAGGCACUUCCUCCUGCUGGCAUUGGCAGACAUGCGGCAGCUGCAGCUCCUGCACUUCUGCCUCUUGCUGGGCAUCUCCCUGGCUGCCCUCCUGGGCAACGGCCUCAUCAUCAGCGCCGUAGCCUGCGGCCACCACCUGCACACGCCCAUGUUCUUCUUCCUGCUCAACCUGGCCCUCAGCAACCUGGGCUCCAUCUGCACCACUGUCCCCAAAGCCAUGCACAAUUCCCUCUGGAGCACCAGGAACAUCUCCUACACUGGAUGUGCUGCACAGCUCUUUUUCUUUCUGUUCUUCAUUUCAGCAGAAUUUUCCCUUCUGACCAUCAUGUGCUACGAAUGCUACGUGUCCAUCUGCAAACCCCUGCACUACGGGACCCUCCUGGGCAGCAGAGCUUGUGCCUACAUGGCAGCAGCUGCCUGGGCCAGUGCUUUUCUUUAUUCACUGGUGCACACAGCCAAUACAUUUUCCCUGCCCCUGUGCCAUGGCAAUACCCUGUGCCAGUUUUUCUGUGAAAUCCCCCAGAUCCUCAAGCUCUCCUGCUUUAAUUCCUACCUCAGGGAACUUAGGGUUAUUCUAUUUUCCAUCUCUUUAGCACUUGGUUGUUUUGUCUUCAUUGUUUUCUCCUAUGUGCAGAUCUUCAGGGCUGUGCUGAGGAUCCCCUCUGAGCAGGGACGGCACAAAGCCUUUUCCACCUGCCUCCCUCACCUGGGAGUCGUCUCUCUGUUCAUCAGCACUGCUGUAUUUUACUACCUGAAGCCCCGUUCCGUGUCCUCCCCAUUCCUGGAUCUGGCACUAUCUGUUCUGUACUCAGUGGUGCCUCCAGUCCUGAGCCCCCUCAUCUACAGCCUGAGGAACCAGCAGCUCAAGAGCGCCAUUGAAACGGGGCCAACGACUCCCGUCAUGCCCUGCGGCACUACACACCCUCAGUCUACGCCUACAAUUCCCAUGCUGCCCAGAGCCUACAACUCCCAUCAUCCCCCGCACCCCACAGAGGCCAGGACCCCCAAGUGCCCCCAGACCCCCAAGUUUCCCCAUCGACAAACUUCCUGGCUUACAGCUCCCAUCAUGCCCCGCGACGCCUAUUGA